AUGCUCCCAUACGACCAAGCGUCUCGAAUAGCCUCGGCUGAGAAAGCCCUACUCACUGCAUUCCCGUGGCGAUGUUUUCCUACCAAAUUGGUCCAUGAAGACUGCUCGAGUCAGAAGAUGCUCAGUGGCCUAGUGGAUAGCACGCUUGAGUUCUGUCCCGGGUUCGAUCCCCAGUUAGGCCGAUGGAUGCGCACUGCUGAUGAGACCCAACCAGACUGUGAUCUGAAUGUGCACAAACGAUGCACUUCCCGAGCUCCUCGACUGUGCGGAUUGGAUCAUACGGAGCGCCGUGGACGUCUACGGGUCUCGGUCAUUCCCCAACCGGGUAGACUGAAGGUUGAAGUCCCGGUGGAUUGGUUAAUGUUAUCCAAGUAUAGCCAUACGAACCCGCCCCCAGACCCCGAGCACCUGGUUUUGUUGUUAGCGAUUCGUAAAACUUUCGGGAAUGAGCAAACAAUGAUAGCACCGCGAAUUCUCAUCAUGGAUCACAAAUACGAUGUGCCGUGA
Molecule: messenger RNA, 507 nt
Organism: Echinostoma caproni
Lineage: Eukaryota; Metazoa; Platyhelminthes; Trematoda; Plagiorchiida; Echinostomatidae
Source: the annotation of a GenBank genome assembly